AUGGAUGCUUUGACUCCCAGGGACUCUCCCAAGCGCGAUGGUUCGAUGACCACUGCUGCCUCUGCUAAGCCGGAUGCUCUGGCUAUGGGCAAGGAAGGCAUUGUCCAUGGACACAUCCAUAAUUAUAAUAAUAUGACCUACAUACAUGGUCACUUACACCACAGUGUUCCUGUGGACGACGGUGUUGCUGAUGCUGCCAGUGAUGCGGCUGCUGCCGCUGCAUUUGCGUCUGACGCUAGCCACGGUACGGGUACUGAUUGUCAUCCUGAUGAGAAAUGCAAAGAGUAUGCUGAUUGCCAGCACUUCGAGUUCUUGAACUACCACAAUAAUUCCUCGUUAGCGAAGUAUAAUGAUACGGCGCCGUAUAACACUAAUGGCCAUCCUUUCGCGAACAAUUUUCAUUCGAUAGUUGCUAAUCCUACAAGCCCCCAACCGGAUUCUCAAAAGAUCCUGUCACGUAGGAAGGACUCUUGGUCUAACGACGAUUUGAUACUGCUGCCCUCCGUGAAGAAGAGCAAGCCGGAUCCGCAGCCUGAAUCUGAUGACUGUUAUUGUACGCCCAAGAUCUUGGAGAUUUGUUGUGACGAAACUCAUCCCACAGGGACGUCUAAUGCUAAGCACGAUAAAUCCUAUGAGGCUGCUAAUAAGUUCAAACCUGAGGAUGAUGGCGAUAUUAUAAUAGUCACAGAUGUGAAAAAUGACCAUUUAAUGUCAAAUCUUAACGUCCAUGAGCAGAACUACAACACGAAUGGCCAUGAAACACAAAUUCACAAUAAUAGUAUGUCUGAUAGUUUCUCUCAAUUGAUGUCUCACCUAUCAGAAAUAGAUUGCGGUUUGACUUGUGACACCCCAUGCACCACCAGGACCAGCACCACCAGCGCCAACAGCACCACCAAUGACUCGAAGUCUGCUCAAGAUCAUCAUUCUUUGAAUAACGACGACAUUUUCCAUAAAUACUGCAGGUUUUGCGAGGAGAAAACCGAUAAUCAGCCGUGUUCCAAACAUAUGCACUUAGAUUCCAAGCAACCUCAGGUGACGUCAAAAUGCUCAUCCUUACCACUGCCUGGCAAUACUUUACAGGGCACAAAUCAUGCAUAUCACGAACAUAUUUUGAAUACAGAUACGGAUUUGAAAAUCUUGGAGGAUUUAUGCAAUAUUUCUUCCUUAUAUGAAGUACCGUUUGGAAAACACAUGAAUCAUCACAAUCAUAACUGCGCCGAUGCCGGGGAUGUUGAUUCUGCUGUCGCGAGCCAUGGCGAUGGCAAUCAAACUAUGAAUCUCUUACUAUCAAGCAUUAACAGGUGCAAUCCCAAAAAUAACGUUAAUUUGAGCAACAACACCACUGCCGCCGGGAAAAUGGCAACCGAUCUCCAACACCAUCACCAUAGGAUACAGUUGCAUUCUCACAAAGCAAACAGAGACAGUAACACUAAUAACUUUCCGACUACCGUAACGAACGCAGAGGCUAGUUUGACUAACAAUGACUUGAAUGAAUUAAUUUCAAGAGAAUACAGCUAUGAAAGAUUCAAAAAUCAAAGCGAACCGCCUUUGCAGCCCAAAAUAAUACAUCAAACUCAAAAAAAUCGUAGAUCUUGGCCUACAAAGGAUUUUGACUCAACUAAUUUCAGCUCUUUAGAAGAUUCAUUAUCUUCCAGUGUUUCCCCUCCCGCACAAACGACAAGUACCAUAAAUUUCAACUGGUGUUUUAAAGAAGAGAAAAACAAUGACUUGAAGUGUAAAUGGAAAGAAUGUCCAGAAUCUUGUAGCUCAUUAUUUGAUCUGCAAAAGCACCUAUUAAAGGAUCAUGUCUCACAAGAUUUUAAAGACCCUAUGGAACCAUUAGCUUGCAAUUGGGAUGAUUGUGAUUUCCUCGGGGAUGAUACGUGUUCCAUUGUCAACCAUAUCAAUUGCCAACAUGGUAUCAAUUUCGACAUUCAGUUUGCCAACCCAGAUUCAUUUUUACCUGGCGAUCUCUCGAAGGAAAAACAUCAUUUACUGCAUUGUCCGAACCCACAAACUCACGAACUUUCUAAAUCCAAUGUAUCACUUGAUCUGUCGUUAUCGAUAGAUGACGUGCCCACUAUGCCGUUACCUAAGCAGCCUGAACAAGUAAUUUGUCAAUGGGAUAAUUGCAAUAGGUCGUUUGCUAACGCUCAAGAGUUAAACGACCAUUUAGAAGCAAUUCACUUAACUCGGGGUAAAUCGGAAUACCAGUGCCUAUGGCAUGACUGCCAUCGUACGUUCCCGCAAAGACAAAAAUUGAUCCGUCAUCUAAAGGUGCAUUCAAAAUACAAACCCUAUAAAUGCAAGACUUGUAAAAGAUGUUUUUCUAGCGAAGAAACCUUGGUACAGCAUACCAGAACGCAUUCUGGUGAGAAACCUUACAAAUGCCACAUUUGUAAUAAAAAAUUUGCAAUCUCAAGUUCUUUAAAGAUUCAUAUAAGAACUCAUACUGGCGAAAAACCUUUACAAUGUAAAAUAUGUGGUAAAAGAUUUAACGAAUCGUCGAAUUUGAGCAAGCAUAUUAAGACUCAUAAAAAAAAAUACAAAUGCUCCGACUGUUCUAAAAGUUUUGACGAUUUAGUAAAAUUGAACUCCCAUAAAGUGAAAUGCUCAUUGGAAAGGAAAUCAUAUCUAUAA
Messenger RNA from Saccharomyces kudriavzevii IFO 1802, 2640 nucleotides. RefSeq names its product Zap1p (gene ZAP1). The record is from RefSeq and is a predicted model, not a curated record. Bases 1 to 2640 code for a protein of 879 amino acids. NCBI's taxonomy places the organism in Eukaryota, Fungi, Ascomycota, Saccharomycetes, Saccharomycetales, Saccharomycetaceae. Gene Ontology annotation, biological process: regulation of transcription by RNA polymerase II. Gene Ontology annotation, cellular component: nucleus. Gene Ontology annotation, molecular function: RNA polymerase II cis-regulatory region sequence-specific DNA binding; zinc ion binding; DNA-binding transcription factor activity, RNA polymerase II-specific. The transcript has a single exon.